AUGAGCGUUGCGUACGGCGUCGAAGUCGAGGCCACGGAGAUACCUGCUCCAGUCCGCCGCAUCAACAACGCCCUGCGCUCCAUGAACUUGACGCACGUGCAGACGGCGCUCUUCACGACGCAUUUGGAUGCCGGUGUCAAGGUAUGCAAUGCGACCAAGUCCGACUGGAAUCGGUUCGUCAACUCAGAGUACCAAGAGCUCAUGUCCCGAUCUAUGAUGUGGCGAGAUGGCGCUAUCUACAUCGUCGAACUACCAGGAGGGACCCAUGAACACAUGAACCGUAACGUAGUAGUGGCGAUCAUGGCCGCAAGUGGAACCUCCAACGUGCACCUCAAACCAUACGGAGCGACGUUUGUCGAUGCCCUAGAACAUAUUGAACCAGACGAGAGCUUUGGGCCGGCCCCAAAUAUCGGCGCAGUCUGUCCUGCAAACCUCGCCUGGAAUGAGUUCCAUACGCUGAAGAUCGAGGUCGGUGUCUCUCGCGGCUGGGCGCUUUUGGAUCCUAAAGCCAUUCACUGGGCAACAUUCCCUGGCGUCGCGUACAUCUUGUGCAUCCGCAUCUCGCCACACUUUCGAGUCCGCGCGGAGGCGGUGCCGUCGUUGGGCGUGGUAGGUGGUUAA
Messenger RNA from Aphanomyces astaci, 621 nucleotides. RefSeq lists its product as hypothetical. Bases 1 to 621 code for a protein of 206 amino acids. Lineage: Eukaryota; Oomycota; Saprolegniomycetes; Saprolegniales; Verrucalvaceae. The transcript is spliced from 2 exons. The record is from RefSeq and is a predicted model, not a curated record.